Messenger RNA from Porites evermanni, 755 nucleotides. Lineage: Eukaryota; Metazoa; Cnidaria; Anthozoa; Scleractinia; Poritidae. The record is from the annotation of a GenBank genome assembly.
AUGUGGUCGCAUGUUGCACACGCUUCUUUCUCUUUUGUGGCGGAUUAUUCCAACAUGCCUCAUUCGAACGUUUGGUUUUCACACCCAAGAACCUAUGGACCAGGAUCAAGAUCCUGGUAAGAUUGUCUUCAUAGCCCACUUAAUUCGUUUCUCGUUAUUUCUUGCCAAAUUAAUAAGGAUUUACUUUUGAUAAACGUUUAUUUGGCGAGCAAAGAACUCGGCGCUCAGCACGACGACAAUUCAAGAUGGCGGACACGUGGUUUUGGAACGGAUAGCUUAAAACUGUCGGCUUACAGUUUACUUUCCUCGCGGUUAGGACGGUUUUAAUAUAUGUGUUGGUCAGUAACUUUAAAUAGAAAAUAUGGGAAGCCUUGUUAAUGUCAUAAAAUCGUAUUUCUUUCAACAAAUAAAUUUGACCUUUGCAAUACUCUCAAUACUUAUUAAAAGAUUUAGCUUUGUUAAGCUAUCAGUAGACUUCUGCCUGGCUUCCUUCAUUCAUAUUGAAGAAAUUUUGGUAAUACAGCUACUUAUAUCUUGUUUCAGCUAAUAAAUUGUAAGGAUUUUUUCAUGUCAACAUUUUAUUUCUUGCAACUAUAUACACUGUCAACAUAGUUACUGAUGUCUAGUCCUUAUUUUUUCAUAGCCGUGUAUGUUUCAAUCACCAUGGAAUUAUCAGAAAAUAUGGUUUAAACAUUUGUCGAAGAUGCUUCAGACAGUAUGCCAAAGAUAUUGGCUUCCAAAAGGUUAGUAAAAAU